Molecule: messenger RNA, 1216 nt
Organism: Cornus florida
Lineage: Eukaryota; Viridiplantae; Streptophyta; Magnoliopsida; Cornales; Cornaceae
Product: peroxidase 4-like
Exons: 4
Coding region: 1-957 (318 amino acids)
Biological process (GO): response to oxidative stress; hydrogen peroxide catabolic process
Molecular function (GO): peroxidase activity; heme binding
Source: RefSeq, a predicted model, not a curated record
AUGGCCAUAAUUACAGUAGUAGCUUGUCUUCUGCUCUUAAUGAGUGGCUCCUGCUCUGCUCAACUCUCUACUAACUUCUACUCUAAAACUUGUCCCAAAGUUCUAAGUGUAGUAAAACCAGUGGUUCGUUCUGCUGUCUCAAAGGAAAAGCGCAUGGGUGCUUCUCUCCUUCGUCUCCACUUCCAUGACUGCUUUGUCAAUGGCUGUGAUGGGUCGAUUCUCCUUGAUGACACUUCCUCUUUCACGGGGGAGCAGACUGCCCGUCCCAACAAUAAAUCUGCUAGGGGAUUCAAUGUGAUCGAUGAUAUCAAGUCCACGGUGGAGCAAGUUUGUCCCGGCGUUGUCUCAUGUGCUGAUAUCUUAGCUAUUGCUGCUCGUGAUUCCGUCGAAUUUCUUGGAGGGCCUAGUUGGAAUGUGAAACUUGGAAGAAGGGACUCCAAAACAGCAAGCUUUUCUGGUGCCAACGGUGGUCGUAUCCCAGCUCCCUCAUCUAGCCUUAGCAACCUCAUCUCUACGUUCCAAGCUGUUGGUCUCUCCGUUAAGGACAUGGUUGCUUUAUCUGGAUCACACACAAUUGGGCAAGCAAGGUGCGUCCAAUUCAGACCUCACGUCUACAAUGACACCAACAUAGACCGUUCCUUUGCUACCACAAGGCAAGGUAGUUGCCCAAGCAAGAUUGGCUCCGGAGACCAAAACUUAGCACCAUUGGACCUUCAGUCUCCCACUGCUUUCGACAACAACUACUACAAGAACCUCAUCAGCAAGAAAGGCCUUCUUCACUCUGAUCAAGAAUUGCACAACGGUGUAUCAACUGAUUCCCUCGUAGAAACUUACAGCAAAAACCCCAACACUUUCUUUUCUGAUUUUUCUGCUGCAAUGAUCAAGAUGGGAGAUAUCAGUCCGCUUACCGGAUCCAACGGCCAGAUCAGGAAGAACUGCGGGAAGGUCAAUCCAUGAAGAGGACAGGGUAUCUCAUUUUCCAUUACAAUAAAACAAGUUUGGUUUAAUUGCCAAACUAUAGGGACUAGGGAGGCAAUUUUUUUCUUUUUAUUUAGAAUGGUUUGGAAGGGCUAAGCAGGACUAAGAGUGAUCAAUUGUGCAUGAUUAAGUUGUGGGCUUAAAGCCUUUUGAGUCUUCAUGAUCAAUAAAAUGUUAUUCAGAUAGAAUGUUCUGCUAUAUAUGGCAUAGAUUCACUGUAAUAAUUAUUGUCUUUACU